Messenger RNA from Cuscuta europaea, 2334 nucleotides. Lineage: Eukaryota; Viridiplantae; Streptophyta; Magnoliopsida; Solanales; Convolvulaceae. The record is from the annotation of a GenBank genome assembly.
AGCCAAUCAAUUACCCUUGUUCAAAGGGGUUAAUUAUCACUUUUGGAGCUUGAAAAUGAAGACCCUCUUCAAGUCACAAGAACUAUGGAGUGUGGUGGAGGAAGGGUUUGAAGAUGAGCAGCCUCAGGAGCCAGAUCAAGCCCUUCGAGAGAAAAGGAAGAAAGAUGCCAAAGCCCUUUUCCUUAUUCAACAAGCUCUAGAUGAUGAUAUUUUUCCACGCAUUGCUGCAGCCUCUACCUCAAAAGAAGCUUGGGGUAUUCUAAAGCAAGAAUACCUAGGAGAUAGGAAGGUAAUUAUGGUCAGAUUGCAGUCUCUCAGGAGGGAGAUGGAAAACACACGCAUGAAAGAUAAGGAGUCAGUUCAGGACUAUUUAUCAAGAAUCACAACCUUGGUGCAGCAGAUGAAGUCGUAUGGAGAGGAGGUUCAAUCUCAGCAGGUGAUAAGCAAGAUUGGCCGAGGAAGUCACAAGAACUGUGCGGCCUACGCUACUCUCCAACAGUUGCCGAAGAAGAGGAGCUUCACGGGCUUGCCUUCGUCCAUCCAUGGGUGGAAGAGCAAGUUCGUUUUCGUGUCCCUUGGUGAUAACGGCACUGAGUUUCCCUCUCUCGGCCACACUGGGAGGUUCAAUCUGCACGACCCGCCGAAGAGUUCGAUCCUGGACGCUCAGGUGGAGGCGUUCCUGGAUGGGGGGCCGAGGAGCGUGAAAGACUACAUCACUGAAUAUAAGAUGACCGCCCUCGGCUUCUUUAGGUACUAUGUGUAUGGCGACAAGGAGGACAAUGUCCAACUGUGGCCGAGGAUGACCACUACCUUCGAAGAGGCCGACGGCCCGGAUUUGGGCAUUCCUGCUGAGGCCGAUGACUUUGUGAUGGAUCGUCGUUCGAUUAUGGCCAUAGCCAAGGCCAAGGCGGCCGAGGAGCUGGCUGCGAAGGCGGUCGAGGCGGCGAGGCGUGCCGCGGCCGAUGGGGGCGGGGCUACUGCUGGUGCAGCCCCGAAGCCUGCCCAGUCAAAGAAGAAGCGGUCUCCCACUGACGGCCAGAAGAAGCUGACCGAGGCUGGCCUGAAUCUCGCUAAGAAGACGAAGAGGGCGCCGUCUCCUUCCCAUGCCGAUGAGGUCGGCGUUCUGACCGUCCCCAAUGUGGACGAUGGUGGUUCUGGCUCUGCUGCCGCCGUCGUGGAUCUUACCGCUGCUCCUUCCAGCGCCGUUGCUCAGCCGCUCCCUCUCGGCCAGGAGACUCGGACGAAGCGGGCUGGCAAGGAGAUUGCCGCUGCGACCUACCAGAAAAUGGUGGAGUACCCCGUUGGCGGGGGUGUCUUUGACGAUGGCGUCCUCGGCCAUGAUGUGCUUGCCCAGGCCAUGCCGGCCAAGGAUCGGGCCUACCUCAAGAGGCUCGGGGACGUCAAGGUGUAUGAAGGCGGGAUGGACCUCAUCGUCCAAGGUGCCUUCAUGCUCAUGGAGAGCCACAAAAGGCAGCAACGGGAGAUUGCUCGUCUGAAGGAGCUCGAGCAAAAAGCUGCCUCGGCCGAUGAGGCGGUGGCCUGCUUGGAUCGGCUCCGAGAGGAUGCCCAGGCUCUGCAGAAGAGAGCCGAUGAGGCAGCUGCAGCCAGGGACGAUGCCCUGGCCAAACUUGAGGAGAGCCAGAGGGCGCUUGAGGCUGAGCGGCGCAAGAAUGAUGAAGCCGUGAAGGCCAAAAUUGAGGUCGAGGCUGCCGCUGUGAAGGUCGCUGAUGAGGCCGUUCAAAAGUUCCUGGCCGAGGGAUGGAAGGCCGACGAGCGGCUCCCCUGGUGCUAUGAAGUGGUGGCCGCCAAGCUCGAAGAUUGGGGAAUGAACUCCCCCGCCGGCCAAGAGUACUUUGGAAGGGAGAUGUCCGUGUACUACAACAUGGGCCAAGAACGGAUGCAGAGGCUCCUGUGCCGGCGGCUGGCGCGUGCCCUUAAAGCCAUGAACUAUACCUCUGGGUGGGCGAGGCGAAACCUGAGGCUUCCCAGGCUGAUGAAGGAUCCCGAGGAGCAGGCCAAGCUUCCUCUUUCGGAAAAGGAGGCCCCAAUCGAGAGUUCCGGCCUCGGCGAGCCGGACUAUGGCGAGUUUGAUUUCCUGGAUGAUGCCACCAGUUCUGCAGCUGCCGCCGACCAGGAGACUGAGGCCGAGGAGGGAACUGAAGAUGCCGGAGAUCAAACCCAGGCUGGGCAUGAUGGAGGCGCCCAAGAGACUUGAUCGGCUACUCCCCGUUCCCUAUCUUGUAAUUAGUUACCUUUUAUUUCUGCCCAUGUGAUGUAAUGGCCGAAGCGCCCACCAAUGUACUUAACUGUUGAUGAAUGAACGCUUUGCUGUCC